Molecule: messenger RNA, 2084 nt
Organism: Asparagus officinalis (garden asparagus)
Lineage: Eukaryota; Viridiplantae; Streptophyta; Magnoliopsida; Asparagales; Asparagaceae
Exons: 8
Coding region: 557-1660 (367 amino acids)
Source: RefSeq, a predicted model, not a curated record
AGGAACCAAUUGUCUGUGCUACAACUGAGGCUUGUAGCACGAUUUGCUUAGAUGAGAAGUCUUGUGAAUAGUCAUGUGUUUUUGACAACUAAGUGUACAUUAGGAUGUGCCCUUGGAAUUAUUAGAUGUAAAGCUGUUUUCUUUAGCAGUAUUGAACUUGCAAUUGCUAAUGCUAUGAGUGUUCCCUGUUGAUCUACAUUUUUUCUGCUUUGUUUCACUUGCUACUGCUCAAAUCGAUGGUUAGUUACUGAAAUUUGGAGCUCUAUGCUCUUAAUUGUUGAGUCAAGAUACUAGUAACCUAUAUUUCUUCUGUAGGAUCUAUUUUGAUUGCUGAACUUUGUUCUAACAGGUUUUGAGCUGUCAUCCUACCACUUGGUUUAACUUAUGAGGAUCCUGCAAAGCUGCGUUGGAGACUCAAGAAAAAUAAACAACUCGUAUUAAUCAUCUUAAAUUCUGAAAGCUUCAUCCACCGAGACUUCUCAAGCUGGAGAAGAGUAUAUUGUCAAGUAGCAGGAAUUCAUUGAAAAUGACCUACUCUUACAUGCAAUGAACUGAAAUGGUGACCUCUCAGGAACCUCUGACGACCAGAGAAGCACAAGUUCCUUCUCAAGUUUCACAAGAAUCACAAGAUAACCACCAACAUAACAGCGGCACUGAAGCUCCUGCUGCAGAUGCAGGUUCAAUAUCCAUUGCGAGCAGUGAUAAUAGAAAGGUUUCUCGUGAAGAUAUUGAACUUGUCCAAAAUCUGAUAGAACGAUGCCUACAGCUGUAUAUGAAUAAAGGGGAAGUGGUUAGGACUCUUUCCAAUCGUGCUCGAAUUGAGCCUGGUUUUACAACUCUAGUAUGGCAGAAACUGGAAGAAGAAAAUGCUGAUUUUUUUAGAGCUUACUAUAUCAGGCUGAAAUUGAAAAAGCAGAUCAUCUUGUUCAAUCAUUUAUUGGAACACCAGUACCAUUUAAUGAAGUAUCCUGUACAACCUAAGGUUCCGUUGGCUCCAAUGCAAAAUGGGAUUCAUCCUCUGCCUGUUAACAAUUUACCAAUGGGCUACCCCGUCAUGCAGCCACCUCUAAUGCCAGCUACGGGCCAGCCUCAUCUUGAUUCUAUGGGACUGCCAAACUGUCAUGUAGUCAAUGGAAUUCCUGCCCCAAGCAGUUUCCAUCCGAUGCAUAUGAAUUCUGGAAAUGAUAUCAGGAUGGAAAAUGGCUCAUCGGAAGCAACACCCAUUGUACCACCAUCCAGUGCGAUGUCUACCAUGUCAGAAAUAGCUGUGAGUCCUGCAUCAGCAGCAUCCAGUAAUCAUUUUCCUUUUGCUUCAUCUGAUAUGCCAGGCAUUGGCAUGGAUGUAUCAGCAAUGGAUACAACCUUCGCAUCUGAUGUGGUGACCACAGGAGGCUUGCAGCUUGGACCUGAUGGGGGUAUAGGGUCUUCGAAAGACCCGGACAGAUCCUUAGGACACCUUUGGAAUUUCACUUUUCCUGAUUUAACAGCAGAUUUAACUGAUUUGGGAGAUCUUGGGGCUCUCGGUGAGUAUGAUGGCUCUCCAUUCCUGCCAUCUGACUCUGAUAUCCUCCUAGACUCCCCAGAGCACGACGAUAUGGUUGAGGAGUUCUUUGCUGAUACCAUAACUAACGGGCCAGCAUCUGAUGAUGAGAAGACAUAGAAAGGCCAUUUUUCCCUUCUAUGUUCAAGGGGUAGGCUCUGAGCAAGACGGGCAUCUCGUAUUAUGGCUCCUCAUCUACAUUACAGUGGAAAUCCAUAAGGAGUUUAGCUGAUAAGAGUUGUCGAAUUAGAAUUUCGUAAUGGACGCAUGUAAUAAAGUCGCUAGAUUGCGCCGGUUCAUGGAAAAUGAAUGUUGUUUAUAACAUUGGGUCCUUGCAUCUACCUCAUAAGGUUAUUCCUAGGAUUCUUUUCGCGUGUCUUGAUUUCGUUCUUUUGCAUAGAACAUCGAUGGUGCACGAGCGAAGGGCGCAUAUUUGCUUUCACCUUCAUAAUGGUUCUUAUGUCUCGACAUUUCCUUGAUGUAUUUGAUCAGAGAACUUUAUUGUUCACUAACAAAAAUAUUAUUAAGGAACUCAUGUAUGCCA